This is a messenger RNA of Sipha flava (yellow sugarcane aphid), 2644 nucleotides long. RefSeq names its product CCAAT/enhancer-binding protein zeta (gene Noc1). Bases 127 to 2544 code for a protein of 805 amino acids. The record is from RefSeq and is a predicted model, not a curated record. Gene Ontology annotation, cellular component: nucleus. The transcript has a single exon. NCBI's taxonomy places the organism in Eukaryota, Metazoa, Arthropoda, Insecta, Hemiptera, Aphididae.
UCACGCUGGUUUUUGAAAAUCCGACAACAAACUAAACAUUAAAGAUUUUCUACAUUUUAUAAUUUUACAGUAUUUUAAACAGAUUGUUUACUCAUUAAACUUAAAUUAGAUUUUUUUAAUUCGAAUAUGGCGAGUUCUUCUGAUCCAGACAGUGAUAUAGAAAGUGAUAAUGGAUAUGAUCAAUUAUAUUCAGAUUCUGAUGCUGAUGAUGACAUUCCAAAAUGGUAUGAUAAUCUACCGUCAUUUGGGACUUGCACCAAACUACCAGAAUCUGAAAUUCAAGCCUUGAGGUUUGAAGCUGAAAAAGUAUUGGAACAUCAACCACAAGUUGACAACAAAAAAUCAUGGAUUACUGAAAUUGCCAAACAAGGUACUUAUUCAGACAAAAUUGCUGCACUCACUAUAAAGAUCCAAGAAGAUCCUUUGCACAAUAUCAGUGCUAUACAAAAUUUAAUCAGUAUGGUGAAAAUUGGCAAAAAACAACAGUGUUCUCUUGUUAUUGAUUCCUUAACUGAAUUAUUUACAAGAGUGUUGUUAAAAACUGAAUUACUAACCUUUGAACAACAGCCAUUAAGUGAAUUAUCAAAACUUGAUGAUUUAAAGCAACGCAAACUUUUGCUAAGUUCUUGGUUAUUUGAAGAAAAACUUAAAAACUUAUAUGUUGCUUUUGUUGAAGCUCUGAGUACUGUUGGCUUAGAUUCUGUACCAAUAAAUCGGGAAAAAAGUAUUUCUGCUAUGAAUAGAUUAUUAAUCAACAGUACAGAAUGUGAAGUGCAAAUAGUUCGAUACCUUGUAAAUAAAUUUGGUGAUACUGUUCAUAAAAUUGCUUCAAAGGCCAUGUAUACAUUACGUCUUGUUUUAAAACAUCGUUCAAAUCUUAGUCAAAUAAUAUUUGAAGAAGUUAGAAAAUUAUUAUUUCGUUCAAAUAUAAAUCAAAGAGCCCAAUAUUAUGGUAUUUGCUUUUUAACUCAAAUUGAUACAAAAGAAAUGGCAAAAGAAGUUAUUGAAUUGUACUUAUCAUUUUUCAAAGCAUGUGUAAAGACCGGAGCCAUUGAUUCAAGGCUUAUUGGAGCCUUAUUAGUUGGUGUUAAUAAAUCAUACCCUCAUGUACGAAGUGGUAUUCAACCAGAACAAAUACAAACCAUGUAUAAAAUUGUUCACUUAUCUCCAUUCAAUAUAUCUUUACAAGCACUAUUAUUGAUUAGGCAAUUGGAAAAUAAUGAUAGGUAUUACAGUGCCCUUUACAGAAAAAUAUUUGAUGAACGAUUUAUCUCUACAUCUCAUCAAGCUAUUUGUAUUCACUUGAUUCAUAAAUCUAUUUGGGAUGAUAAAUGUAUGGUGCGUAUUAUAGCUUUUAUGAAACGUAUAUUUCAAGUAAGCUUAUACUGUCCAGUUCCAUUAGUUAGUGGAUUAUUUUGUAUGACAUCACGUUUAAUGAAGAAACAUAAAGGAAUUAUUGGUAAAUCUAAAUUUGAAGAAAUUAAAAUAGAAACAAAAUCAGAAUCACCUGCUAUUUUAAAUGAUACAAUUAAAGAAGAAGAAGUUGAAGAAGAAAAAUAUUUUGAUGUACAAUCUAAUAUAAGUGAUACCACCCAAAAACCUGAAAAAUCUUCUUGGUAUCACAUUAAAGCUCCUCAAGUAAUAAUUGAAUCUAAAGUAUCACAAGUUCCUAAAGAAAGAGAAAUUAAAAAUUAUUAUGAUUAUACUGCCAGAAAUCCAAGAUUUGCAGGAGGUGAGUAUGCAAUUUUAGCUGAACUAAUUCCUUUAAGUCGACACUAUCAUCCUUCUGUUGCAACAUUUGCUUCUAGAAUAAUAGCUGGUAAAUCUAUAUAUUAUGAUGGUAAUCCUCUAGCAGACUUUACUUUAUUACAUUUUCUUGAUCGAUUUUCUUUUAAGAAUCCUAAAAAACCAAGACAAGGACGAGGAGAAGAAAAUGAAGAACUUUUUAGGUCAGUCGGUACUUCUCGAAAACACUAUGUUCCAAAAGGAUUGAAAAGUAUGUCUGUAGUAAGUGAAGAAUAUUUAAGACAUGAAGAAAAACAAAUACCUUUAGACGAAGUAUUUUUGUACAAGUACCUUAAACAAAGACCUAAGCAGCAUAAAAAAGAAAUCGAAAACCCAGAUGAAGAUGGUUUCAGUGAUGUAGAUAGUGUCAACAGUGAUGAUUUUAAUGAUUUAUUAGAUGGUAUGAUGGGAGGCAAAAAGAAAAAAAAGUAUGAUUUUUCAAGAGGGUUUGAAAAACCUAAAUCAAAAAAAGGUAAAAAGCCUGUUGAAGAAUCUGAAAGUGAUGAUGAUAAUGAUGAUGAAUUUAUGGUUUCACGUAAAUCAAAGAACUUAGCAGAUUUAGCUGUACCAGCAGAACAAUUUGCUGCAAUGUUAGAUGCAGCAGGUAAAAAAAAAUCUGGUGGAAAAGAUGAUAUAUUGGUCCGAGAUAAUUCUUCCAACAAACAAUUAGAGUGGGAAAAAAAGAAAAGUGGUGGAAAACGCAAAAGAUUAGAAGAUGGAAGAAAAAACAGAAAAAGACACCGUAUUCAAAAUCGAUGAUUGAAAUUUAAUCUUUAGGACAAAAUAAAGACAAUUAUUUAAAAUAAAAUUUACAUACAAUUUUAAUUACUUUUGUAAAUUUGAAUAAAUUGUCAAGCUG